This is a messenger RNA of Pseudophryne corroboree (corroboree frog), 1258 nucleotides long. RefSeq names its product forkhead box protein I1c-like. The transcript is spliced from 2 exons. Gene Ontology annotation, biological process: cell differentiation; regulation of transcription by RNA polymerase II; anatomical structure morphogenesis. Gene Ontology annotation, molecular function: DNA-binding transcription factor activity, RNA polymerase II-specific; RNA polymerase II cis-regulatory region sequence-specific DNA binding. NCBI's taxonomy places the organism in Eukaryota, Metazoa, Chordata, Amphibia, Anura, Myobatrachidae. The coding region runs from base 1 to 1113 and encodes 370 amino acids. The record is from RefSeq and is a predicted model, not a curated record.
AUGACCUCCUUCCAACUUCCAACACCCCAGAGACCUCCAACUUCAAACCCACAGAUACAUCAUCCAAAAAGUGCUCAGGAAGCCCCAGAGAUGGCAGUUUAUUGUGAUAACUUCAGCAUGUACCACCAGCAGAACCUGCACACAUCUCAGAGAGCACCCAACUAUGGACUAGGGGAUUAUGCUCCUCCAAGUAACCCCUACUUAUGGUUUGGUGGCACUGGAGUCAACAAUUCACCCAGCUACCUUCAUGGAAACAAUCCCUCUCCCUACAUGCCUGCAUCUUAUGGAUCUCAGCGUCAGUUCCUACCAAAUUCAUCAUGCUUUGCUGGGUCAGAGCUUGGCUGGUUGUCUAUGGCUUCCCAGGAAGAACUCCUGAAGCUGGUGAGGCCUCCGUACUCAUACUCAGCUCUCAUUGCCAUGGCCAUUCAGAAUUCUCCAGAAAAGAAACUGACCCUAAGCAAUAUCUACCAGUACGUGUCAGACAACUUCCCUUACUACAAGAAGAGUAAAGCUGGGUGGCAGAAUUCUAUCCGGCACAACUUGUCCUUGAACAACUGCUUCAAGAAAGUCCCAAGAGAUGAAAAUGACCCAGGUAAGGGAAACUAUUGGACUCUGGACUCAAACUGUGAGAAGAUGUUUGACAACGGCAAUUUCCGCAGAAAGAGAAAAAGCAAAUCGGAGUCCAACUCGUCUAAGAUUUCAAAAACUGGGGAAGAUCAUUUAAUCUCAAGCAAAAAAGGGAAAGAGAGCCCAAUGAGUUCUACAGCAUUAUCACCUGCAGCGGAGACCUCAUCUCCUGAUAUAAAAACCAUAUCACCACCAGCAGUCCCUUAUACACCUUGUCUAAACAACUUUCUCAACAGUUUUGCAUCUAUUGAAACAAACUCAGCAAGUAAACAAAUGCCCUUGGGACUGGCCAAUGAGUUAUCCCAGAGAAACAUUUCCAACUUCAACCCAAUCCCUUCUGCAGAUCCAGCAGGAGACGCUCAGGACAAUAAUCUGUUCUACAGCAGGGCCUCUUAUUACAACUCCUUCUCUACAAACAAUCAGAUGCCACCCCAGUUCCUCCAACAGCUGCAAUCUCAACAACCUCCCAUAUACGGCAAGUACUGACCUAUGGGACCAUUGCAGUAUUUUGUAUAGGAGAACAGCGUACGUUGGGUGAACACUUUAUCCUAUUCUGGACUUGAGUGACUGUACUGUAUUACCACCAUGAACUUAUGAAUUGUACAUAGAUGCUCUUUGACUUUUUUGCGUC